AUGCUUCCCAAGGAAACCAUAAUAACACCGCGGGACAAGUUGCAAAAUCUCAUUAGUGAUGUGACCGAACAGCCGUUCGAUCGGGAAGUGAUAAACAGAAUGCAGCAAUUUAGUAGAAAGUUUGUCAAUGAUGUGCUCACAAGAUCGGCACUGCUUUCUGAACACAAAAAUAUAAGCGCUAUCACAUCUGAAGAGAUUUUUUACGUGGUGGAAAAGGAGUUUGACUACUGUUUUGGGGACAGGGAGAUACUCGAUACGCAGAAAACCCCGGCUGUUGAACACACUGACAAAAUGGCAGAGUUGAGCAGACAUAAAUAAAUAUUUAAUCAAGCAGA
This is a messenger RNA of Vavraia culicis subsp. floridensis, 335 nucleotides long. RefSeq lists its product as uncharacterized. Lineage: Eukaryota; Fungi; Microsporidia; Pleistophoridae. Gene Ontology annotation, molecular function: protein heterodimerization activity. The record is from RefSeq and is a predicted model, not a curated record. The transcript has a single exon. The coding region runs from base 1 to 318 and encodes 105 amino acids.